ACACCACAAACAGCAGUCCCUUCUUCCCUUCUACCUCCACAACCAAUAGGAAGAUUGUUUUUGAACUAUAUUUUUCUUCAGAGCACGAAGUUAAGGCAAGUCUGACAUCCAGACAUCUUUCAAUUUACAAGGCUAAUCGGGUGACAGCAUGUUUGCUAGUUUGAGGUCAGCCAGUAUGCAAAAGGCGUUCGUCUUCGUCAGAAAUGAAAUUCGAGGAUGCGGCAGUAUGUUUACGUUCUUGGUAUAUGUCGAAAUAGAGAAGUAAGCUGCUGACUAACUGAAUCUUGCACUUCAAAGAGUGGAUCUUGAAAAACCGGACCCUUGUCGGGGCUUUGGGAGGCUCGGGUAUGAUAAUCGCUCAUGCGCAGUAUGGCCAAAAAAACAUGGGAAAAGAGAUCUACGAUUUUCGCACCGAGGUCAAUGAUUUUCGCACCGAGGUCAAUGAUUUUCGCACCGAGGUCAAUGCCAAGUUUUCCCGGGUCGACAGAGAACUUGCCAAACUCCACGGGGAAAAUAGGGCUACGCAGACCCUAAUCCUCACCUCCGCGGUGAAAGCGAUGAAGGUCAUGGGUGGGGACAAGCAGGUGAUGAAAGAAUUCAUCAAGAAUGUGGAAAACUUUUUAUGCAGGGAAGCGGGUGGGGAGGAUUGUGGGAGCGGGAAGAAUGAUUAACAGUAAGUUAUAGGGUUUGUCUUCAAGUGCCAUGUGUACUAACUGUGAUUGUAGCAUUGUUACGCAAUGGGUUUCGGU
Messenger RNA from Tuber aestivum (summer truffle), 749 nucleotides. NCBI's taxonomy places the organism in Eukaryota, Fungi, Ascomycota, Pezizomycetes, Pezizales, Tuberaceae. The record is from the annotation of a GenBank genome assembly.